This is a messenger RNA of Astrephomene gubernaculifera, 5260 nucleotides long. The record is from the annotation of a GenBank genome assembly. NCBI's taxonomy places the organism in Eukaryota, Viridiplantae, Chlorophyta, Chlorophyceae, Chlamydomonadales, Astrephomenaceae.
CCUAUGAGGCACUGCAUACAGCCAUGCGCGUUGCCUGUGCUUAGGGCACUAGCGCCUGACGACUUCUACCUUUCCGCGCCUGUUAGUGGCAUAGGCGCUUUCGCACACUCUGCAGCUAGCUGCGGGCCCUCAUGUUAGGAGACAAACCUAUUUAUAGAAAGGACGCUAAACAGUACUGCGGGCGUUUGGUUCGGAAAGCUUUCGUUCCCGAGGGUGCUGGACCUAAACGUCGCCAGUUCUUUACUGGAAAAGUUGUGGAAUGCCCGAUAUUUGACGGAGAGGUCUGCUACAGAAUUCUUUACGACGACGGUGACACUGAAGAUAUCGCCUGGGAGGAGCUUGUGCAGAUUAUGCUUCCCGAACCUGAGGCCGGUUCACAGUUGCGCAGGACACAAGCUCCCGGGUUGACGGACACCACCAACCGCCUGACCAAUACCAAGAAUCCCCAUCCCCGCGGCAAGGAGGACAUGGACGAAGGGCCAACGGCAAAAAAGCCUAAAUACGCCACGCCUUCAGCCUUGGGUACGGCCGGGGCAGGGCGUCCAGCAAAGGCGCAAGGUGCCAACCAAGUAUCUUACCUUGGCCUGUCGACCCCAGCCGUUAGCCUGGAAGCAGCUGCCACCGGUAUCAACGAGCAAGAGGCUCCGCGACAGGGCCGUGUACGAAGGCGGCAGGACACCCCAGACGAUGGCGCCGGAGGGGACGAGGCCGGUGGCGAUGGCGGGCAUGGCGCUGUGCCCCCGCCAUCAACGCGCGCGCGACGUGGCCAACAUGAGCAGCCGGGGCGACAGGAGGCAGCGGGAGGCAACAAGGAGGAAGAAGCACCUGCUGCGAAUGCUGGUGAUGCCGCUAGGCUGGAAGAGGUGCCUGCGCAGCCAGCAGCAGGUGGCUUCGUGGCCCGCACAAUUGGCUCCGCUGGACACAUUGCGCGCAUCCACCUGGAGAACUUCAUGUGCCACAAGCACUUCGAGCUAGACUUGGGGACGCAUGUUACACUGGUCAGCGGCCAGAACGGCAGCGGCAAGAGCGCCGUGAUGCAGGCCCUGCAAGUGUGUCUGGGCGUGACUGCGCGCAGCACGGGUCGCGGCAGCAACCUCGGCGGCUUCAUCCGCACGGGCGCGACGGACGCAAAGGUCCAGGUGACCCUCUGGAACACCGGCGACGAGGCGUUCAUGCCGCACCUCUUUGGUAGCCGCAUUACAGUGGAGCGCCAGAUAAAGAAGGCGGGUGCCUCGCCGUACGUGCUGCUGGACGAGCGCGGGCGCAAGGUGCAGCCGGAGCGCGGCGAGAAGCCCCGGGAGCUGCUUGACCGCAUCCUGGACCACUUCUGUGUGGACGCCUCCAACCCGCUCACCAUCAUCACGCAGGACAUGGCGCGGCAGUUCCUGUCAGCAUCCAAGGACGACGCGAAGUUGAAGUAUGAGAUGUUCAUGGAGGGCACUCUGCAGGAUAAGACGCAGGAGGAGCUGAAGGUGUCCAACGCCAACUGCGCCAUCAUCGCACGCACGCUGGAGAACAGCGCAGCGGAGCUGAACGCCGAGCGGCAGCAGAACGCCCAGUACAGGAGCAAGCUGGAGAAGCUCAAGAGCGCGGACAAGUUGGUGGAACACCGAGACCUGCUCGAGCGCGCUGCGGCCUGGCGGGCAGUGCAGCUUAUGGAGGGGCGCCUGGCGGUGGCCACCGCUGCUGCUGAGAGGCAGGGACCGGAGACGAUUGGGCUGUGCGACCGGCACCUGCAGGCGCUGGAGCGCGCCAAGCAGGAGCUGCUCGAGCGCAAGCGGCUGUUGGGUGAAGACAUGCAGCGCCACCAGGAGGUCAUCGACAACCACGGCAAGCACAUUAGGUCGCUGGUUAUGGCGGUGAACAGGGCUCACGCUGACAUGGACCGGGUUUCGCGCGACAAAAGGGGUGUGGAGCUCUCCAUUCGCACACUGGAGUCUGACAAACAGGCGCUAGACAAGCGCCUGGACGAGGAGACCGGCGGCAAGACGGCAGAGGCGCGUCGCCGCGUGGAGGAGCACCAGCGGGAGGUUACGGUCAAGCAAGCUGCGCUGCAAGAAGCGACUGAGAGGGCCAACGCUGCUCAGCAGGCGUUCGAGGCUGCUAGAAGCCAGCUGGAUAUCCUGGCGAAUGAACUGCAGGCCGCUCGCAAUAACGUGAUGACGUCCGAGAAGAAUGUGGCCAGUCACCGGAACGAACUGCAGCGGAUUGCAGCAGCCCAGGGCAACCGUCUGGCCAUGUUCGGGGCAGUGGAGCUCAACAAGCUGAUUGAGCGCUACGCACACAACUUCCGGGCGCGGCCAAUCGGACCCAUCGGCGCACUUCUCUCCAUCAGCGACGCAAAGUGGCUAAUGGCGGCGGAGGUGGCGCUGGGGGUCUGCUUCUCCGACUACCUGGUGAGCUGCUCACAGGACGCCACCCUGCUGCGUCAGCUCAUGGCCCAGGCCAAGUACGACCGCAAGGCUGCCAUCAUCACCACGCCGUUCGAUCGUCCGCUCCACACUAUCUCGCCUGCGCGACGGCCCGUCGGCGGCUUCGCGCCGCUGCUGGACGUGCUCGUGGUGCAGGACGCCACGGCGCAUGUGCAGGUCAUGAACUACAUCGUGGAUAAGUUCCACGUUGAGAGCAUGGCGCUGGUCGAGAACUCGCUCCAGGGCCGGAGUAUCAUGUACAGCGGGGCUGCGGGACAGCACAUUAGCGUGCUGGUCGACAUCGAGGGCAACUUCUACAAGGGCAACAAGGACAUGUGCUAUGUAGACAGGAACUGUAACCCAAGGCGGCGGUGCCGACUGGUGGCGGACCUAUCCCAGUACGCUACUGAGGUGGAACGCGACCUGGAGCGCUACGGAGCGGAGUUGCAGGCUCACAAGGAAGACCUGUUGAACCUGCAGCACCGCCACCGGGAGGCCCAGAUGCUGGUGACGCAGCGCGACCAGGAGAGGAAGAGACUGCUUGCGGAGAAGAUUCGCGCCAAGACCGACCUGGAUCGCACUGUGACGGCAGCGCCGGAGAUGCCUAACUUUGACGACGACGAGCAAGCCACCGCCGUGCUGAGUCAGCUGUCCGACAUACAGAAAGAGGUGUUGGAGCUGCAGGCAAGCCUGCAGACCGCGGAAGAGACGCUGGCACUCGCUAUGCAGGCACACGAUCAGGCAGUCCAGCUGGCUACGGCGGAGAAGGAGCGGUUCCAGGAGCAGGUGCAGGAGGGAGACCGCUUGCGGCAGGCGUUGACUGAUGUGGAGCAGCAGCUUACGGAGGUUGCCAACUUGCACAACAACACUCUGACUCGGCGCGAGCAGGCGGUCUCCGGGCUUGAGAAGCUGCGGCAGGCGGUGGAGGCGGCGGACAGGAAGGUGCAGGAGGCCGUAGCCGCGGCCACUCAGGUUUGCAGCCGUGCCGACGGCGAGCAGGCGCUGGCGGACGCGCUGCCCGUGAUGAAGGAGGAGAUGGCGCGGCAGCUAAGCUCGCGGCGGACGCGAGCAGAGUUUGCCAAGAUGAGCGAGGAGCAGCUGCGCAAGGUGGAGCGCGCGUCGCUGGCGAGGAACAUGGAGUACGAUGGUCUCGUGCGGCAUCUGGAGCGCGUGAACGGCAACAUCGCCAAGGUGGAGAAGGAGGCCGGCUGCGACCUGCAGGAGCUGGAGAUCCGCCUGGCGGACUCGGACAGGACGGUUGAGCGCAAGCUCGCAGUCCACCGCCGUAUCGAGAACACGGUGCGGCUCUUCUACGCCAACUACCAGCGGCAAGUGCAGUACUUUGAGAAGAACCGCGCGCACAUUGAGCACAUCACCAUGCACAAGUUCGAUCGUUACCUGCGCCGACGCGACCACACGGGCAGGCUGGUGUUUGACCACACCGAGCGCACCCUCAAGCUCCUCAUCAAGCCGCGCGGCAAGAACAACCCCCACGUGCAGGCGGUCGAGGACUUGAAGCAGCUGUCGGGUGGCGAGCGCUCCUUCACCACGGUGGCCUUCCUGCUGGCCAUCGGCGCCAGCACGGAGAGCCCCUUCCGCUGCAUGGACGAGUUCGACGUCUUCAUGGACGCCAUCAACCGCCGUGUCGCCACGGAGACGCUGCUGGAGUUUGCGUACGAGAACCCCGCCUUCCAGUACAUCUUCCUCACGCCGCAGGACAUCCAGGCGGUGGAGGACGCGCGCCAGGAGAUGAUGAAGAAGCGCAAGGUGCACCUGUCAUCCGCCUUCCUGAGGACCGUGCAGCUGCGGCCCGCACGCGCGAACGGCACGCAGGCCUGAGAGGGUGUUGGAGUAAGGGCCUCAUUGCGGGCCGGAUUAUGUGGUAUGUCUGAAACGGUGGAGGGGGCUGUUACGGUGGUGCAUGCGGCCUUACAGCGUGCAUGAUCAUUGGACUGGUGGCAGCAUUUUGACGGCGCGGUGUGAGUGAGAUUGGGAGGUUGCUGCUAGUGUGGGCUGUACCAUUUUACGUCAGCCUUUUACAAAGUGGCAGGUGCACCACUGCAUUUGCGCCUGCUGGCGAGCAGCCACAGGCGUCAGCAUCAACGCGAGGUUUUGGAUCAUUACGGGACUUAUUUGGGCUGUUAGGUAAUGGGCGGAGGUGGAUAACCUCUUUCGUGUUUGUUGGGCCUUCGCUAGGUGUCUUUUAGUAUGGGCAUUGGUGGAAUGCGUCCAAGGCAUGCGUCGCAUUUCUCAGCUUUACGGAUAGCACGCAGGAGUUGUAACGCGGGGGUGCGCAGCCGCACUCCACGCACCCGGCAGACACUCUGUUUAGUACCGCGGGCCGUGUAGCACCCUAUCGGAGUAGGGCGAUGUAGGGUGCAUGUGUAUUGACCUAGACUAUACGAAUUAUUGUAGCACGUGAAAAGCUAGUUCACGCCUUUAGUCAUCUUUUCUCAGGAGCACUGCCCCCUCAAGAAUUUGGGAGCAACGGAGUGUUUACCCCAUGUGGCGGGUUUUGAGUGCUGUAGUUCACCUUGUAUAGCUAUUACGGGUAAGUAGCGAAUCUUAACGCUUUGGUCUCAAGCAGUAAACCGUUUUUUGGUAGCGCAAAUACGUGUAUUGUUGCAGUACGUUGUGUUGAUGCGCACGAUUUUGAACUAGGGCGAAAUCUAGGCUUCUGCCUGUGUUGUCCUGCACUUUGGUCUGUGGCUCUUGCCAGUACAGACGAAGGGAUUAAGUAUACUGGUAUAUCACGUGUGCGCACUUGCUUCAAUGCUUAAUAUCUCCACCCCGGUAACACAGUGAUGGCUGUUUCCAACGUGUAGGUGCACCGAUGAGUUGGGUGCCGU